UUCUCGACCCGUCUGUACCGUUGUAUAUUGCGAGCCGUCUGAUCGUCGUUGUCCUACUCAUCCGACCACCGACUCGUUGCGACCGCCCUUGCUAGACCCGGUCAAUGACGACUUGCCCCUCCCACCACGGAGUUUGAUCUCCAGAUCGAAACCCAUCGAAAGCCUAUUGACAGUACCAUCGAAAGCACACUACACUGAUUUGUCCCCCUCAUGUCGUCGAGUUCGGCUCCCGAAUCCCCCGCCGCGUUCGCCACGCUUGAAUCCCUACCCGAGUCCUCGCCCGACUCCCCCGCUCUCGGACGGGCAGAUCAUGCGGGUUCGGGCCAGGGCCCCAGUAGGGCGGAACCCGGCCCGGCAUACAAUACACGACCGGAGAGAAGACGGUCGACGCUGAGCGGCUCGGAUCGGAAAAGAAGACUGGUGGAUAUGGAGCGAGACGGGAGACAUCCGUGGCCUGGAGCCUCGCGCGAGGCUGAAAGGGAGAGCCGGUCUAUUCCCCGGGUUCAGUCGCAGGCGCGACCGGAUGGCGCUGCUGGUGCUUCAUACGCCGAUCCGAUUGAUCUGUCGUCGUCACCACCACCGCAACAACCGCCACCCCCUCCGCCACGACCGGCGAACCACCCGACACCGUGGGGUCAAAACACUGGCCAGUAUGGGGAGUUGAUGCGGCCGCGGUGGCAGCCCGAUGCGGAGGCAACGAACUGUCCCAUCUGCGGGACGCUGUUCAGCUUCUGGUACCGCAAACACCACUGUCGCAAGUGCGGGCGCGUCGUGUGUGCGUCGUGCUCGCCGCAUCGCAUCACCAUCCCGCGCCAGUUUAUCGUCCACCCGCCGGAGGCCGCCCGGUCGCGGGCCUCCAGCCUGAUGACGCCGCGUGUACCGGUCAUCGAUCUGGAGGCGGACACGCAGUCGCAGUCGCCGUCGGCGGUCAAUCCCGCCCUGGGAGGCGGCGAGGAAGUGCGACUGUGUAAUCCUUGCGUUCCUGACCCUAACCCGGAUCCUCCACGGGGAUAUCCUGUCCGGGAGCCUCCGCCAGGCGGAUGGGGACCCCGCCAUCGGUCGUAUCAUUCCGUGUCCAGCGGACGACCCCCGUAUGAUGCUAUCCCCGACUCGUAUACCCGACCCAGCCGCCGGACGGUGGGAUCGAACGACUACCCCGGGUUCAUGGGGUUCGGCAGCUCGUCGGGGACGCCGUUCGCCGAACGUAUGGACUACGGGUCCCAGGCGCGGCCCCUGCCGUUCCUCCCGGGCAGCGCACGGUCGCUGCCAGUGCGUUCGUCGAUCGAUUCAGAAGCGCCCGUCCGGACGGGCGAGCGACGGCGUCCACCAGUCGCAGAGCGCGACCUGUGUCCGAUAUGUGUACGCCCGCUGCCGGCGCUCGGGGCAAACGGGGGCGAAGACGCCCGCGAGGCGCACAUCCGCGACUGCAUCGCCAGCCAUGGCCGCGGCGGCAGUCCGGAGGGACCACCGACUACCGCGCCGGUGCGGAUGGUGGCGUACACGGCGACGGAGAAGGACUGUCUAGGGGAGGAGGGGGUGGCGGAGUGCACGAUCUGCAUGGAGGAGUAUGCAGAGGGGGAGGUGUUGGUGCGGUUGGAGUGUCUGUGCAAGUUCCACCAGCGGUGUAUAGUGGAGUGGUUUGAGCGGAAGAAGGAGUGUCCAGUGCAUAAGUGAUAUUGACAGAACUAUACAACCCUUUGGAAGAGCGCGUGAUACACGUAUGCUUGUAUACAUGAUGCACGUCGAUGUAUGUCAAUGCAAUGUAGGGUCAUCAUCCCUU
Molecule: messenger RNA, 1780 nt
Organism: Aspergillus campestris IBT 28561
Lineage: Eukaryota; Fungi; Ascomycota; Eurotiomycetes; Eurotiales; Aspergillaceae
Product: phosphatidylinositol-3-phosphate-binding ubiquitin-protein ligase
Exons: 2
Coding region: 211-1674 (487 amino acids)
Molecular function (GO): metal ion binding
Source: RefSeq, a predicted model, not a curated record